Molecule: messenger RNA, 468 nt
Organism: Myotis myotis
Lineage: Eukaryota; Metazoa; Chordata; Mammalia; Chiroptera; Vespertilionidae
Product: 60S ribosomal protein L29-like
Exons: 2
Coding region: 1-468 (155 amino acids)
Biological process (GO): cytoplasmic translation
Cellular component (GO): ribosome; cytosolic large ribosomal subunit
Molecular function (GO): structural constituent of ribosome
Source: RefSeq, a predicted model, not a curated record
AUGGCAAAGUCCAAGAACCAUACCAGACAUAACCACUCCCAAAAACGGCACAGAAAUAGCAUCAAGAAACCUAAACCACAAAGAUAUGAAUGUCUUAAGGGUGUGGGGCCCAAGUUCCUGACGAAUAUGCUCUUUGCCAAGAAGCACAAGAAGGCCCUGAAGAAGAUGCAGGCCAACAACACCAAGGCCGUGAGUGCACAUGAGGAGGCUAUCAAGGCCCUCAUAAAGCCCAAGGAGGUCAACCCCAAGAUUCCAAAGGGCAGUAGCCACAUACAGAGUCAACUUGCCUACGUUGCUCACUCCAAACUUGGGAAACAUGCUCAUGUAUAUAGCCAAGGUUCUCAUCUUGGGCUCUGCAGUCCAAAGUCCAAGUCCAAGUCUCAAACCAAGGCCCAGGCUAUGGCUGUGGCUGCAGCUCCAGCUCAGGCUCCCAAAGGUACCGAGGCCCGCACAGAGACUUCAGAGUAG